This is a messenger RNA of Brachypodium distachyon (stiff brome), 1234 nucleotides long. Its product is annotated as HMG-Y-related protein A. The record is from RefSeq and is a predicted model, not a curated record. The transcript has 2 exons. Gene Ontology annotation, biological process: negative regulation of DNA recombination; chromosome condensation; nucleosome assembly. Gene Ontology annotation, cellular component: nucleus; nucleolus; nucleosome. Gene Ontology annotation, molecular function: double-stranded DNA binding; nucleosomal DNA binding. Lineage: Eukaryota; Viridiplantae; Streptophyta; Magnoliopsida; Poales; Poaceae. Bases 165 to 833 code for a protein of 222 amino acids.
AGCGCCCCGCACCCCGCUCUCAGAUCCGCCUCGCGGCCCCCGUGCGCUGCUGCGCCCCCAAUUCCCACCCCCUCCCAACCCUCCAAAUCCAUCUCCAGUCUCUCUCUCUCUCCCCCUCUCUCACACGGAGCGACAGCGAGCGGGCGACGCAGUCAGGCCCAGGCAUGGCCACUUCCACUUCCAGCGGCGACGAGUCGUCGCCCCCCGCGCCCUCGGACCUCGCCGUGCUCCCCUCCUACCCCGAGAUGAUCGUGGAGGCGAUCGCGUCGCUGGCCGAGGAUAACGGCUCCAGCCAGGCCGCCAUCGCGCGCCGCAUCGAGGCGGCCCGCGGCGCCGCCGGCGAGCUCCCGCCGUCGCACCCCGCGCUCGUCGCCGCGCACCUCUCCCGCAUGUCCGCCACCGACCGGCUCGUGGCGGUCGCCGGAGGGAAAUACGCGCUCCCCCCGCCGCCGGUGGGACGCCCCGUAGAGGCGGAAGAAGAGGAGGAGGAGGACGACGACGGCUCUCCCGACGACGCGCCGCCGCCGCCUCCCCCCAAGCGAGGCCGCGGCCGGCCCCCGAAGGUGCGCCCGCCGCCAGGAUACCCCGGCGGACCUCCUGCCGCCAUCGGCGCGCCUAGCGACGGACUAGCCGUCGCCCCGGCAACUCCUGCCGCGCCGCGCCGGCGCGGCCGUCCUCCCAAGCCGAGGGACCCACACGCGCCUCCGAAGGUCCCGCGCCCGCGAGGCCGGCCGCGCAAGAACCCGCUCCCGGACGGCAUGAUGCCAGUCCCGCGCCCUGGCUCCACCACGUCCAAGCCGCGCCUGCAGUUCGCCGAGGUCGGCUUCGUGUGAGCCGGGACGGAAAGGAUGCGCUAACUUUUCCACUGUCCCAGAUGUGGUGUUCAAUGUGGGGGUGUUUUUCUCUGUUCUGUGUUGUCCUAAUUCUUCAGAGUGGGAAAUGAGGCAAGGCGAGGCGGCGUUGUCCGGUGGGUGUGGGUGGUGUGUCAGUCCGUGCUGUUUGCUACUGUUGCUCGCCGGAGGCGUAGGGGUCUCACUCUCCUCCGGCGAUGGUGUAUCCUGUAUCUCUCUGUCGCACAAACGCAAUGCAAUGCAGUGCAGUUAGCAGAUCAUUUCCGUCCAGGAAGAAACCACUAGCCGGGGGUGUCUGCCUCAUCAGGUCUUGAUGCAUGGCUUAUCGUCACGGCGGUUGAUUCAAAGCGAGAAUUACAGUGACCUUCACACCUCUUUCGAUC